Messenger RNA from Astyanax mexicanus (Mexican tetra), 2060 nucleotides. RefSeq names its product NKD inhibitor of WNT signaling pathway 2b (gene nkd2b). The transcript has 11 exons. Lineage: Eukaryota; Metazoa; Chordata; Actinopteri; Characiformes; Acestrorhamphidae. The coding region runs from base 197 to 1456 and encodes 419 amino acids. Gene Ontology annotation, cellular component: cytoplasm. Gene Ontology annotation, molecular function: calcium ion binding. The record is from RefSeq and is a predicted model, not a curated record. Gene Ontology annotation, biological process: negative regulation of Wnt signaling pathway.
GCUGCAGUCUGAGCGCUGCUCUCGCACUCAGCCUGUUUAUAUCUCGAGAUAAACUCGCUAUGUCGGGGUUUUAUCUUAAAAUAAGGGGUUUAUCUCAGACCUGGAGCCCUUAGAUGCGGUUUAAAGGCUCUGUUUCCGCCUCGGGACAGGAUGUGAGGAUUAAUGUCACUAAUAAAACUCAAACUGGGGAUUAAAAAUGGGCAAACUCCAGUCCAAACACGCCUGCAGAAGGAGGGAGAACCCUGAAGGGGACAGUUUCGUGGUGAAUGGCUUUAUAUCAAAAAGAGGAGCUGAGGAAAGUGACAGAUAUGGAACGGAGCAGAAAAUACGAGAAAUUCAGGGGUUGCACAGCAGUUCUGAGCUGAAGGAAGGACAUAUUGUAGAACAGCAGUGCCCUCUGGAGGUGGUCCUGCCCCCGGAGAAGGGGGAGGGCUGUGAGAGUGUGCUGCAGUUUGUUCAGGGUGAGGACGGAGAGAGAGAGAACAACAAAGGGAGGAAACGCAUCAGCCUGAACGAGCUGGAGUGUGAUGUGUCGGUGGAGGAUGAUAACAGGCAGGAGUGGGUCUUCACUCUCUACGACUUUGAUAACAGUGGAAAAGUUACCAAAGAGGACAUGUCCAGUCUCAUGCACACUAUCUAUGACGUGGUGGACGCCUCGGUGAAUCAGUCGUGCCACAGUAAGAGUAAAACACUGCGAGUGAAGCUAACCGUUACACCUGACCCCAGCCACCGGCGUAGAGAACACACACACUCCGGCACAGAGCGGGACUGGAGCUGCAGUCGGGGGGAGUCUGUUCAGCAGGAGGAAACCCGCGGAGCUGACCGACGACACUCCACUCACAUCAGAGGGCAGGGGGCGGAGCCUCCAGAGAGGAAUCAUUACUGUGUGGAUGAGAACACGGAGAGGAGGAAUCACUACCUGGAUCUGGCCGGCAUCGAGAACUACACCUCCAGAUUCGAAGUGACGGCGCCCCCCGCAGUGCGUGAGGAUCACUGCGCCCGGCCGUCUCUCUCUCAGAGCCGCUCCCGCUCUCAGGAGCCGGAGCCUCAGACUCAGCAGCGCCGCUCGCAGGUCAUCCCCGAGCACUGCACCCGCCCCGCCCACAGCCGGUCACCUAAAGGAGCCUCCAGAGGAGGGGGCGGAGCCACCGGAGGGGGGAGGGGCAGCAAGUGCUACGUGUAUUACCCCCCAGCCCCGGCCGGGCACCACGGGGGGCAGGAUGUUUACCACCUGACCCAGCAGAGCCAAUCACAGCCGAGCUCCCACCCCCUCCAGCACAGCCACAGCAAGAGACUGCGGUCCAGGACCAGGGAUCAGUCCAGCAGCAAACCCCCCCAACAGCCCCCCCCCGACCGAGAGUCCGGCCUCGUCCUGCCAGUGGUGCAGCGGCACGAGCAUCACCAUCACCACGAGCAUCACCAUCACCAUCACUAUCAUCACUAUCACCAGACAUGACCAGAGACACACUGAGGACCAGAAUUUGAGAAAACUGUGGAUUUUGUGCUGAAGUUUCACAUUUUACUCCAGGCUGCUCAUCCAUAUCCUCACUCUGAAGCUCUGCAAGGACCAGAAGGAUGUUCUCGUCUCUGAUUGGACGCUGGAUCAUUAGAUCCAGACGAAUAGAAGUGUGGAGUUAAGAGGUUCUGACCCAUCUCAGGUGAAAGGUGCUGCUCUUUAGCUUUUCAGAAUUUAAAAGCUGUUUUUAAUCUGGAGGAUUUGACCCGCUGUGGACUGAGGGGUCCUCCAGGGCUCCAGGGUACACGACACCACUGCCAGUGUAUAAUGCUAAAUAUACGACUGUAUGUAUAAAACUAUACGACUAUAUAUGAUUAUUCUAUUGCCUGAUUAUACAGCAUGGGGGCGCUGUCAUGCAGAAAACCUCUUAACUCCAAAACAAUAUAAAGAACAGCCGCCACAUUCACAUUAUGGUUUUUUGCAUGACAGGGACGAUAUGCAUAUUUCUAUCACAGGCAAUAUAUAUGCAUAUAUAUUUUUGUCUUUGUUUUUUUUAUAUAAAUAUAUUUUAAUAAAGUGCUUUGUAAACACUUAGUAUUUUAAA